Messenger RNA from Cokeromyces recurvatus, 3894 nucleotides. Its product is annotated as RecF/RecN/SMC. The coding region runs from base 24 to 3815 and encodes 1263 amino acids. Gene Ontology annotation, cellular component: chromosome; cohesin complex; nucleus. Lineage: Eukaryota; Fungi; Mucoromycota; Mucoromycetes; Mucorales; Mucoraceae. Gene Ontology annotation, biological process: sister chromatid cohesion. Gene Ontology annotation, molecular function: ATP hydrolysis activity; ATP binding; protein binding. The record is from RefSeq and is a predicted model, not a curated record. The transcript is spliced from 10 exons.
UUUUUUUGUUUUCUUUACUAGAUAUGGGUAGACUUGUUCGUAUCGAAGUUGAAAACUUCAAAUCAUACAAGGGUCAUCAAACCAUUGGUCCUUUUCAUCAAUUUACAAGUGUCAUUGGUCCUAAUGGUUCUGGUAAAUCAAAUCUUAUGGAUGCCAUUUCAUUUGUACUUGGUGUUCAUUCAAGCCAUCUACGUUCUCAAAACUUAAAGGAUAUGAUUUAUCGUUCUGAAGCAUUACGCCAAGACGAUGAUGUACAUUCAACAACUCACACAACUCGUUCCCCUCGAAAGGCUUCAGUAACAGCUGUUUAUGAAAAUAAUCAAGGUCGUGAGGUUCGAUUCAUUCGUACAAUUAAUCAUAAUGGACUUUCUGAGUAUCGUAUUAAUGAUAAAGUGGUUCAAUACAGUCAAUAUAAUGCAGAACUUGAAAAGGAGAAUAUUCUUGUAAAAGCAAAGAAUUUUUUGGUCUUUCAAGGUGAUGUUGAAUCUGUAGCUAGUCAAAAUCCUAAAGAUUUGACUCGACUGAUUGAACAAAUUAGUGGUUCAUGGGAAUAUAGAGAUGAAUACGAUGAGUUGAAGCAGAAAAUGGAAGAAGCUAUAGAGAAUAGUGCUCAUACAUUUAAUAGAAAGCGUAGUGUAGCCUCUGAGAUUAAACAAUAUGAAGAACAAAAGGCAGAAGCUGAAAAAUUUGAAGAACUUGUGGCUAAUAAACGCAACUUGCUGAUUCAGUAUUUGCUUUGGAAACUUUAUCAUAUUGAACAGAAAUCAAAGACAUUAGAAGAAGAAGGCACGACAAAGAACAUGAAUAAAGAUAAUCUUCAAUACGAAGUAGCUGAAUUGGAAAAUAGUUUCAAGAAGGCUAGAGAGGAUAAAGCACUUAUUCACAGAGAAAAGAUUAAAUGUGAAUUACAUAUUCGUAAAAUUAAUCGUGAAAUAGAUGAACAGCUUCCUACCUCUAUUAGUUACAAGGAAAAGAUAAGUCAUUUGGAAAAGAAAAUAAAACAUACUGAACAAAGUAUUGAACGAGUUAAACGUGAUGGCCAGCAACAAGAACAAGUUGUUAGUUCACUUGAAAAGGAUUUACAAUUAUUGGAUUAUGCUGAGCAACAAUUUAAUAACUCUAUUCCUACUUCAGGUUUAACAAAUGGACCUACUUUAACCGGUGCACAACUGAUGGAUUAUGAGAGAAGAAAGCAAGAAGUAAGCAUAAAGGCAGUUGAGGAACAGCAUCAAUUGCAACAACUUCAACGUCAACAUCGUACUGAAAAACAACGUAUGGACGACAAGAAGUCUAAAAUGGAUCAACUUCGAGAAGCUGAAUCAAAGGCACUUGAUGACUUGCGUCAAGCCAAUGAGGAAAAGUCAGCGUUAACAUUAGAUGCUGAAAGCCUUAGUGAGCAAUUAAAUGUACGUCAAGCAGAGUUGAAAAAACUUGAACUUGAACGUAUUGCUAUUCAUCAACGUGAGGUUGAAUUAAACGAAAAGCUUCAAGUAGUUUUAAAUAAAUUGAUGGAAGCUAGUGUUACUCAACAAGAAUCAGAAAAAGAUAUCAAAUUCAAUGAAAGUGUUACUGUAUUAAAGCAAAUUUAUCCAAAUGUUCAUGGCAAAUUAUCUGAUUUAUGUAGACCUAAUCAACGUAAGUAUGACACAGCUGUUGCGACUGUAUUGGGUAGAAAUAUGGAUGCGAUUGUUGUUGAAGAUGAGCAAACUGCUACUGAAUGUAUUCAAUACAUGAGAGAGCAACAUAUUGGUACAGCUACCUUUUUACCUAUGCAUUCUUUAUCAUUACCUCCUAUCAAUGAUCGUUAUCGUAAUUUGGUUAAAGGUUCUCGUUUAGCAUUUGAUGUAAUGAAGUUUGAUAAACAAUAUGAGAAUGUGGUUCAAUAUGCAUGUGGUAGUACCCUGAUCUGUGAUAAUCUUAACAUUGCAAAGCAUAUUUGUUAUGAAAUGAAUGAAAAUGUUAGAGCUGUUACUUUGGAUGGCGCAGUUAUUCAUCAAAAUGGUUUAAUGACAGGUGGUCAGAGUAGUGUGCAAUCAACAAAGAAAUGGCAACAAAGUGAAAUUGAUGAAUUAAUGCGUGAAAGAAACAAGUAUUUGACAGAGUUAAAUAAUAUCAGUAAAAAUAAACGUAUGGGUAGUGCUGAGGAUUCUGCUAGAAAUGACUGCUCUAGCUUUGCCAGUCAAUUGAAUACAUUAAAUGAAGAACUUACUACCCUCACAAGAAGAAUUGAAGGUCUUCAGGGCACCAUUGAAGAUACUCGUAGAAAGCUAACUGAAGCUAUCCAACCCUAUGAGCAAUCAAAAGCAACAUUAGAUCAAUUAGAAGCUAACAUAAAGACGAUUGAAGCACAAAUUCAUCAAGUAGAAGAUCAUAUCUUUGAAGAUUUUUGUGCACAAAUUAACGUUAUUAACAUUCGUGAAUAUGAAGCUUCACAAUUCGGUGUUUCUGAUGAAGUCACAGAACGUCGUGCACAAUUUACAACACAACGAUCCCGUCUUGAUACACAACUUACAUUUGAAAAGGAGCAACUAGGUGAAUUAGUGGAACGUUUAAGAAAAUUAGAAGCUAGUUUGGAAGCUGACAAGAAUGCCAAGUCUAAACUUGAAGCCGACUUGGCUGGAAUGGCUGGAAAGACAGAGAAUUUAAAAACUAAAUUGCAAUCCUAUCAAGUUGAUUUAGAGAAACAAACUAAAUUGGAAGAAAAGAAGCAGGUUGAUAUUAAUGACAUAAGUCGUGCUUUAGAAGCUAAGGGUAGAAAUGUAGAUGAAAUUUUGAGAGAGUAUCGAGCGAUUGAAAGUGAGAUUAACAAGGUACAAGCUGAGCGUAUUGCAAUUUUUAGAAAAUGCAAGUUAGAAGGUAUCCAUUUACCUUUGAGUCGUGGUUCUAUGGAUGAUAUUAUUAUUGAAGAUACAAGAGGAGAUGCUAUAGCAAAUGCAAAUAUGGAUACAGAUGCAUCAUCUGUCUCAGAGACUUCGUCUGUGACAGAUGAUCAUAAUUCAAUGGAAUAUACAAGUAGUUCUGAUAUGGAUCUUGAUGCACCUACAUCCCAACUUUCUAUUCAAUCCACUGAUUGGGAAGUUGAAGUUGAUUUCUCACAAGUAGGAGACAAUCAACGUGAAGAUGAUAGUCCAGCCAUGGAUCGUCAAUUCCAAGAUAAGAUUAAGCAAUAUACAGAUGAAAUUGAGCAGAUGGCACCUAAUAUGAAAGCUAUUGAUCGAUUAGAGGGAGUUACAGAAAGGCUGAAAGUUGCAGAGCAAGAGUUUAAUAGUGCUAGAGCCAUUGCUAAAACAGCUAAAGAACAAUUCAAUGCAAUUAAGCAAAAGAGAUACUCUUUAUUCUAUGAUGCAUUUAGUCAUAUCUCUGAAAAGAUUGAUACUGUUUAUAAAGAUUUAACAAAGAAUCCCACAUUCCCCUUAGGCGGUACAGCUUAUUUAAGUAUGGAAGAUUCUGAUGAGCCUUAUCUUGAAGGUAUAAAAUAUCAUGCUAUGCCACCUAUGAAACGAUUUAGAGAUAUGGAGCAAUUAUCAGGGGGAGAAAAGAGUGUGGCGGCCUUAGCAUUAUUGUUUGCUAUUCAUAGUUAUAAGCCUUCACCCUUCUUUGUAUUGGAUGAAGUUGAUGCAGCACUUGAUAAUACAAACGUAACCACUGUAGCUACCUAUAUUCGCGAGCAUGCUACACCCAACUUUCAAUUUAUUGUUAUUUCGCUUAAGCAUCGAUUAUAUGAAAAGGCGCAGAGUUUAGUUGGUAUUUAUCGUGAUCAAGAAAUUAAUUCCAGUAAAACAAUGACUUUAAUGUUGGACCAAUACCAAAAUUAAUAUCAAAUACAUUCAAACAUAAAUAAAUUUAAGCCGGAAAAAUAGUUAUAAUUAUUGAAAGAAAAGCAAACUCCUUGAG